This is a messenger RNA of Bubalus bubalis (water buffalo), 5452 nucleotides long. RefSeq names its product synuclein alpha interacting protein (gene SNCAIP). NCBI's taxonomy places the organism in Eukaryota, Metazoa, Chordata, Mammalia, Artiodactyla, Bovidae. The transcript has 12 exons. Bases 2115 to 4985 code for a protein of 956 amino acids. The record is from RefSeq and is a predicted model, not a curated record. Gene Ontology annotation, molecular function: ubiquitin protein ligase binding.
AGAAAGAAUGUGUGUAUAUAUGUAUAUGUAUAAAACUGAGUCACUUUGUUAUACACAGCAGUAGUGAACACAGCAUUGUAAGUCAACUAUACUUCAAUUUUAAAUAAUUAACUAAUUUUUUCGGAAGAGUAUGUUCAGUCAGGGCUGAAGCAAUCAGGCAGGGUUUCACAGAGAAUGUAGAACUCUGUGAAACCCUGGCCUUGAGGAACAGUAGCAUUUGCCCGGCCAGAAGAAAGUGUUGCAGGCAAGGAGGCCCCCAGAGUAAAGGAACUGAAGGGAAACUAAACUUUGAAUGCACAGGGACAUGGAAGAAGUGGAGGCAACUGUUCAGUCUUUGGCAGGGGCUUUCCUUGGAGCAUGCUGGAGGAGUGGAAAAGAAGUUUGAAUCAAAAAUAUUGAAUCAAAAAAAAAGAAAAAAUUAGAAUGCAACACAGAGAUAGGAAAUAUAGUACUUUUUGGCCAUCUCCAAGCCCCCUCUCCUCUCUUGUCACUCAAGGAUAAUAGGAAUCAAGGGAACACAAUAUAAAGGCUUGGGUUGGGGUCAAGACACAGGAAAGAUACAGGGCUUUGGUUCUCUUAGGGCCAAAAUAAUAGUCAUGGCUACCCUGGGAGCUGGCCAUUGUCCUGAGAAUAGGUGGGCUGGUGACCUAACAGCUCCUUAUAAAAAGCCAUCUGUCCUGUGAACCUGGGUGAUGUCCUGGGAAAGCUUUCCUCUCAGCUCCCAGAUGGUAUCACAGUGCCUUUGUGAAAGGAGAUUUCCUGGAUUGUUUGCUUAUUCCCAGAUUUGCAGAUAUGAAAAUUAUUUUGUAUGUCAGUUUUGUGAAUUUUGAUUUCUGCUGUAUCUCUUCAUAUCACAACUUAACCAUCUGUAUGGCACUCUCUUAAGUUUUAUCUUGUAUCCAAAGAGCAGGGUACUUGCUGAAACAAAUCCACAAAUUGAUUUUUUUUCCCUCGUGCAUUCUUAUAGAUUUAUUCACAGUGUAGGUUAGAGUCAUUGCUGAAUUUGACAUUCCAUAUAUUCUUUUAAUUAUCCAAAACUUUGAUUUUCUGGCCAACACAUCAUCUUUGUCUUAGAUUACUAUUUAUUUCCAUGACCAGGAGCAAGCACAUGACUUUUUCUACAAUGCCAUAUUCCCAAAGAAUUAAGAUAGAUACCUUCCCAAAAGUGACUUCCUGUGUGCCUGUGGGUGAGAGGCAGAGCCACCAGAAGUGAAACAGAUCGAGGCAGUGGUUGGGGCUCAGCCAGGCUCAUCUCCGGAGCUCAGUCCCUGUACCAACCAGGCAUCCUGUGGGCUGUUAAAAUGGAAACCUCAUCAAAUUAAAAGUGAUUGCAUACUGUGGACCUUUGCAAUCACAUCAGAGGAGCUGAAGGUACAUUGCAAUCACACUGGAGGAGCUGAAGGUGCAGCUAAUAAAUCGUAGGUUCUGACAUUUCUGACGUGGGAUGGGAGGUGGCAGUUAGGAUACAUGUGGCUGGAAAUGCAGAUAGCAGCAUACCCAGUUAAAUCAAAUACUUACCAUUAGGCCCACUGAGCAACUUAUUGAAUUUACCAUUGACUAUAUUUAAACAUGAUCAAUCUGAAAUUUCCUGUCUGAGAUUUGCCUCGGAAGAACAGGGAAAAAAGAGAGAGAGGGUAAGACUUUGCCAAAGGGUGCUUUCAUGGAGUUGAUGGCAGCUGAAACAAAAGGCCCAGUUUUAAUUGAAUCACAGACUGUGUAAUUAUUUAACCUGUACCAGCUGGCCUCAGGAAGCUACCAGAUUUCCUUAGAGAGCUUGUACUUGACCAGAAACAGAAGGUAACUUAUUAGUAACAAGAAAAAUGCUUCUGUACCUGUGUUACCUCCUACUCCCAGAGAACUUAACGUAAAAGGGGAAAAACUUCCUUGGAGUUCAUUUUUGGCUUAAGAGGCCGUCCUCCUUCCCUGGAGGAUGUGAACGGGUUUGCUAAAACACCUGUAGUCUCUGAGGAAUAGCCAACAUAAACAGGAUGUUAUUGCAUCAGACAGUAUUCAGUCACAUCACUCAAGACCAUCCCGGAACUGUGCCGAAGAUGUGAUUCGCAAAACGAAGACAGAUCAGGUCAUGUGCCUUGUAGCCACUUCCACAAUAGGCGAUGUUACAGAUUUCUUCUGUGGUUGAGAAGGAGGCCAAUUUCAAGUUCAGAUGCCUUCAGACUCACCCAGAGCAAACAUCUAAUGCUCAAGUGUCUAGCUCUGGCUGGAAUUGUGGUGUCUCAACUCUUAUUACAAACACGCAGAAGCCCACAGGAAUCGCCGAUGUGUAUAGUAAGUUCCGCCCAGUGAAAAGAGUGUCCCCAUUGAAACACCAGCCAGAGACUCUGGAGAACAAUGAAAGUGAUGACCAAAAGAACCAAAAGGCAGAGUACCAGAAAGGGAGUGAUCCUGACCCAGGCCCCCAACCCGAGGAGCUCGGCCCCAGAGCUGUCGAGGGCAGCCCCCAAAGGAAGAGCACGGAACCCAGCACCCUGCUGGGGGAGCUGGAACAUUAUGACCUCGACAUGGAUGAGAUUCUCGACGUGCCUUACAUCAAAUCCAGUCAGCAGCUGGCCUCUUUCACCAAGUCGACUUCGGAAAAAAGAAUUUUGGGUUUAUGCACAAGCAUUAAUGGCCUUUCCGGCAAAGCUUGCCCUACCGGAAGUGCCGAGAGCUCCCCGUCUAACAUGACACCAUUUUGUGUCCUUUCUCCUGUGAAAAGCCCUCACUUGAGAAAAGCAUCCUCUGUUGUCCAGGACCAACAGAAGCUCUCCCCUGAAGAAUCAGAGAGUUCUCCUCCUCCCGUUAAAUGUGGCUCUGCUUAUGAGCCUGAAAACCAGGGUAAGGACUUCCUAUACAAGACCUUCAGUGAUCCUCACAGUCGGAAAGUUGACAAGGCAAUGGCACCAGAUUGCCAGCUCAGGGCCUUCCAUCUGCAGUCCUCAGCAACAGACCCCAAACUAGAGGAGCAGAUUGGUGGCAUGAACUGGACCAGCUCCCAGGGACCCGAAGAAAGGAACGAGUACCUGAAAAAAGUAAAAAGCAUCUUGAACAUUGUUAAAGAAGGACAAAUAUCUCUCCUGCCACACCUAGCUGCCGACAAUCUAGACAAAAUUCAUGACGAAAGUGGAAACAAUCUCUUACACGUUGCCGCAUCGCAGGGACACGCAGAGUGCCUGCAGCACCUCACUUCUUUGAUGGGAGAAGACUGCCUCAACGAGCGAAAUGUGGAGAAGUUGACUCCCGCAGGCCUGGCCAUCAAGAAUGGUCAGUUGGAGUGUGUACGCUGGAUGGUGAGUGAAACAGAAGCCAUUGCUGAAUUGAGUUGUUCUAAGGAUUUUCCAAGCCUUAUUCAUUACGCAGGUUGUUUUGGUCAGGAGAAGAUUCUGCUGUGGCUUCUUCAGUUCAUGCAAGAGCAGGGCAUCUCGCUGGAUGAAGUGGACCAAGAUGGCAACAGUGCUGUUCAUGUGGCCUCACAGCAUGGCUACCUCGGGUGCAUACAGACCCUGGUUGAGUACGGAGCAAAUGUCACUAUGCAGAACCACGCUGGGGAGAAGCCCUCCCAGAGCGCCGAGCGCCAUGGACACAGCCUGUGCUCCCGGUACCUGGUGGUGGUGGAGACCUGCAUGUCGCUAGCCUCCCAGGUGGUGAAGCUCACCAAGCAGCUGAAGGAACAGACAAUGCAACGUGUCACACUGCAGAACCAGCUCCAACAACUUUUAGAAGCCCAGAAAUCAGAGGGCAAGUCACUCCUUUCUUCACCCAGUUCACCAUCCUCUCCAGCUUGCAGAAAGUCCCAGUGGAAGUCCCCAGACACAGAGGAUGAGUCUGUAGCCAAAAGCAAAUCAGGAGUCCAGGAGGGGAUUCAGGUUCUUGGAAGCCUGUCAGCAUCCAGCCGGGCUAGGGCCAAAGUGAAAGACGAAGAUUCUGAUAAAAUCCUACGUCAGUUAUUAGGAAAAGAUAUUUCAGAGAAUGUCUGCACCCAGGAAAAGCUGUCGUUGGAAUUCCAGGAUGCUCAGACUUCCUCGAAACAUUCCAAAAAGAUCCCCCUGGAGAAGAGGGAACUGAAGUUAGCGCGGCUGAAGCAGCUGAUGCAGCGGCCACUGAGCGAGGCUGACACGGACUCCAACAACUCUGAGGACCCCAAGGGCACCCCUGUGAGGAAGGUUGACAGGCCCAGACCGCAGCCCAUUGUGGAGAGUGUGGAGGGCGUGGACAGUGCAGAAAGCCUCCACUUGAUGAUCAAGAAACACACCUUGGCAUCAGGACGCAGGUUUCCAUUUAGUAUCAAGGCCUCCAAAUCCCUGGAGGGCCACAGCCCAUCCCCCACCUCAGAGAGCAGCGAGCCGGACUUGGAAUCCCAGUGUCCAGGCUCAGGAAACACCCCCUCAAGCCAACCCUCUGGAGAAGCCCCUCAGCCCAGCCCUGACAGCACAGCCGCCCAGAAAGUAGCCACGAGUCCCAAGAGUGCCCUCAAGUCCCCGUCGUCCAAGCGCCGGACAUCUCAGAACUCAAAACUCAGAGUGACCUUUGAGGAGCCGGUGGUGCAGAUGGAGCAAACUAGCCUUGAACUAAACGGAGAAAAGGAGCGAGAAAAAGGCAGGACCCUCCAGCGGACGUCUGCUGCUAGCGAAUCAGGGGAUCAGCUCAAAAGGCCUUUUGGAACCUUCCGAUCCAUUAUGGAGACGCUCAGUGGCAACCAGAACAAUAAUAAUAACUAUCAGGCAUCCAACCAGUUGAAGACCUCCACCCUCCCCUUAACCUCCCUUGGGAGGAAGGUGACAGACGGUAAGGGAAACACCGGGAGCUCUGCUAGCAAAGGAAAAAAUAAGGCGGAGAUGUACGGCAGCUGCAUCAAUCUUUCCUCUAACACGCUGAUUGAAGAGCAUCUGCAUAACUAUGCACGGCAUGAUGACAUCAGUAGAAAAAUGAAGAAAUCCUACAAUACAAAGCAUGUUGCUGAGCCAGAAUCAAAAGAACUCUUCUUAUAAAUCACUUUUUUAUUAUCUCUCAUUGCUGCCCUUUGGGCACCAUUGGAAAUUUCUGGACUGUCCUCUGUGGAAAUAGAAUCAUGAGAACAAUGCCUCACCAGCAGAAGACCAGACGAUUAGGAUGCCUUAAAUUUAUAGCACUAGCGUAUAUAAGACUCAUUUUGGGGUGAUAUGUGUAUGUAUAACUUGUUUUUAAAGAGAUGCAGUUUGAAAGCAUGAUUGGGCAAACGUAUGUUUUUUAAGAUUGAUUCAACCUCCCCACAGGACAUCCACCAGCCACUGACACCACUGUGUCUCAUCAGUUGCAUGGGUGUUUGCUGAUGCUGGUUGAACCUCCCUUUCCCCAUAAUAUGGGCAAUUUGGGCUCAGCUUCUCCAGGAGACCAGAUCAGUGCUGUUGUUUUCUGUCGAGUGUUUUUUUCUGUCGUUUCUACUUUUUGUAUAAAGGAAAUAAAACAAUGUUAACAA